Asterias rubens (European starfish) is the source of this 4524-nucleotide messenger RNA. Its product is annotated as kinesin-like protein KIF15. Gene Ontology annotation, biological process: microtubule-based movement. The transcript is spliced from 34 exons. The coding region runs from base 138 to 4430 and encodes 1430 amino acids. NCBI's taxonomy places the organism in Eukaryota, Metazoa, Echinodermata, Asteroidea, Forcipulatida, Asteriidae. The record is from RefSeq and is a predicted model, not a curated record. Gene Ontology annotation, molecular function: ATP binding; microtubule binding; microtubule motor activity.
GCCAAAAUUCAAAAUAAACAUCGCUCCAACUUCAAUGAUCGUCCUCAAAGUUAAGGAUUAUUUACAACUUUUGCUGGGUUUUGAGAGUGUCAAUUAAGAUUGAAGAAGACCUGAGAUAGGAUCUUAAAUAAUCAAGAAUGCCGUCUUUAGACAACGGGAAUGAUGGCGAUGGGGAUUCGAUUAAGGUAUACCUCCGAGUCCGUCCACCUGAUCAGGACAAUGGUUUAGACUCCAGCCAGAUAUUGACCGUCCAGCCACCGGAUAUGGUUAUCCUACCAUGCAAACCUGAGCCCAAAGUCUUUACGUUUGAUCAUGUAGCUGAUAUUAAUACGACACAGGAAGCAGUUUUUGCAGCAGUUGGUAAGAGGACGAUCGAAAGCUGUGUGGCUGGUUAUAACUCCACCAUCUUCGCUUACGGUCAGACAGGAUCUGGGAAGACGUUUACUAUGAUUGGUCCAUCAGAAGACACGGAUACAUUCCACCAUGAGCUACGAGGCGUCAUCCCAAGAAGCUUUGAGUAUCUGUUCAACCUCGUCAACCGGGAAAGAGAAAAGCAAGGAGAACGCUUUGAAAGUAUGUGCAGAGUUUCCUUCCUGGAGAUUUACAACGAGCAGAUAUUUGAUCUCCUGGACCCAGCCUCUACCGGCCUUCAUCUUAGAGAAAACUUCAAGCGUGGAGUCUUCGUGGACGGUCUGAUUGAGAAAGUCGUCACCACUCCAAGCGAUGCCUAUGAGGUGCUAUCAUCCGGCUGGUUGAAUAGGCGAGUAGCAUCUACCUCAAUGAACCGCGAGAGCAGUCGUAGUCAUGCUGUGUUCACUUUCUCCAUCCAGACAAAGGAGAAGAAAGCUGGUGUGUCCAACAUCCGCGUCUCGCAGCUCAAUCUGGUGGAUUUGGCUGGAAGCGAGAGGCAGAAAGACACCAAGACGUCUGGUCUAAGGUUGAAGGAGGCAGGGAGUAUCAACAAGUCUCUCUUGACCCUAGGUCACGUCAUUACGGCUCUGGUGGAUAUAAGUCAUGGGAAGACGAGGCAUGUCCCGUAUCGGGAUUCAAAGCUCAGCUUCUUACUGAGGGAUUCCUUGGGUGGUAACGCUAAGACAUGUAUCAUUGCUAAUGUGCAUCCUGGUGCUAAGUGUUUUGGGGAAACAUUGUCUACACUGAACUUCGCCAGGAGAGCUAAGAUGAUUAAAAAUAAGGCUGUUGUCAAUGAGGAUACCCAAGGCAAUACAGCCCACCUUCAAGCAGAGAUUAAACGGCUGAGAGAACAGCUACUACAGGUCAGGCAAGGGGGCAUACCUGUUGAUGUCAACAACCCAGUGCUGCUGACGCCAACCAGCCUAACAACCCCAAGUAGUCUCCUUACAGGGAGUUCCAAUAAUGAGAAGAAAUGGAAGAACUACUUUCUAGAUACCAUGUUCCUCAGGGAGAAAGUAGAAAAUGAGAAAAAGGUUCUACUUGAGAAGAUCACCAGGCUAGAAGAUCUUUGCAAUAAGAAGGAGCAGUCACUACAAUCCACCAAGAUGAUUCUCCGCUUCAGGGAGAACACCAUCUCCCAUCUCCAGAAGUCUAAGACUCAACCUGAGGAGUCUGCUCAAAGUCAGAUCAUGAAUAAUUUAAGAGGUGAGAUUGAAGCCCUGAAGGAUCAACUCGCCCACAACCCAACGGUCACCAAGUACGCCAUGGAGAACCACAAUCUGCGCCAUGAAAACAAGAAGCUGUUGGCGCUGCAGACGGUGCGAGCCAGCAUCGCAUCCGAUAACGAACGAGUUCAACAACUGGAGAAAACAUUCAGAGAAUUGAUGGCCAACCUGGAAGGAGGUGACCGAAGGAAGAGUGUCUGCCUAUCCCCAUCACGGACACCGUCUCAGCAUGGGGACCAGCACAUCGCUGUGUUGUCAACAUUUGAUAAAUACAAGACACAGUCUAAACAGCUACAGGCCGAGAGAGAUUCAGCCAGACAGGAGCUUCUUGAACAGGCAGAGGUUGCCCGCAAGACUCAGCUGAAACUGGAAGCAGAGGUAGCCUCCUACAAGAAGUCAGUCAACGAGCUUGAGAAUGCCCUGGAAGCCAUGAAAGUCAAGAAUAAGAUUGAAAGAGACACGAUGAACAGUCUACACAUGCAGACUAUCAUGACCAUAACGACACCCAAGAAGGCAGCCUACACUCUGCGUAAUCGGGUUGUGACCGUGCCGAAGGUAGACAGCACUCCACUCCAACCCUGCCGCCUUGAAGAAGAGGAUGACAGCCCCUCACCCCUCAGGGGUGCUGAGGGUAUCGUGGACGAAGAGAUCCCUGAACAAAUGAUAGAACAAUGCAACGAGGCGCUGACGGAUGAAGUCAGAAAACUGCAGAACGAGAACUCAAGUCUUGUACAGCAUCUUGAGGAUGAGGAGUGUGGGAGUCUGAAGCUGAAACAGACAAUAACGCUACUGGAGCAUGAACUGGAGCAGAGAAAUCAGCUACUCGAGUCUGAGAAAAAGGAGAAAACCAGUUUUAAAGAUCAAGUUGCAGAGUUGUCGGCCAAGCUUCAAGAAUUACAAAAAGACUAUUGCAUUUCUAAGAGUGAGGCGGAGGAUAUGAAGAUCAUGCUGAAGUCGGCUGACCGUGUGACUGAGGAGAAACAGAAGCGACUACAGAUCCAGAACAUGGAACGAGAUCGAGACUUCGCAUCCAUGGAAGCAAAGCUCCUUGGAAUCGAGAUGGAUGUUUCAAACAAAGCGAGGGAGAUUGAGAAAAUCACCGAAGAGAAAUUGGAGCUUCAGGAUGCUUGUGGCACGCUGCAAGCAGAGGUAGACUUUAAGGAGCAACGCCAGGAGGAAUUGGAGACGGUCGUUAAAGAUGAGAGGAAGAAACAUCAGCAGAUGGAGGACGAGAUGCAGUCGCUCAUGGAGAAACUGGACGCAGAAUUCCAAAAGAACUCCAAAUUAAUGGCUGAUUUACGAGAGGGCUCUGAUACCAAACGAGAACUCUUGGAGACCCUGGAGGUAACUGAGCGUCUACAAAAUGAGAACAGCGACUUGCAGACAGCUUGUCGGGAAAAGGAUUCUGAACUGAGCCAGUCGAAGGAGGAGUCUGUCCGAAUGGCCGCCAUGAUUUCAAGCCUCAACAAGAGAGCUACUGAGGAAAAGGAUGCCCUCGCUGGCAUGGUCAGUACUGUCCAGGACCUACGUGCAACCAUUCAGUUAAAGGAAGACUCCCUGAACAUGGUGACCAACGAGCUUGAGGACAUGAGGCAUCGUUGUCAAUCGUUGCAAGCUAGCCUAGAGGAGUACAAGGAUGAGGUACUAGGGGUGCAACGAGAGCUAGAGGAGAAGGGAGAAGAACUACAGAACCAGGGUUGGGCUUAUAGCAUGGAGAUGGAGAUGUUGCAAGAUGAUCUAGCUGAGGUCAGAGGUCAACAUGACACUCUGAUGCGAGAAAUGACAGAUCAGUUGGAGCUGGUGCAGGAACAGGUCGAUCAACUUAGGAAACAGUUAUCAGAUAAGAAUGAGGAGAUAAAAACGAUGCAAGAAUUGUACGAAGCUCAGCUGGAGGAGGCUAAAUCCAACAUUUCCACCGUUGUCGUCGAAACUGACCUGGAAACUGCCGAGAUGAAAAUGACCAUUGAUUCACAGCGAGUUGAAAUUGCAACGUUCAAGUCAAAGGAGAAGACAUUCACGGAACUUCAGGAGCAAUUUGAGAUCAUCAGAGAAGAAAAGAAUCUGGAAAUCCAACAAUUAAAGACAACUUUAGAGAAGUUGGAGCUCGUCCAAGUAGACAAGGAGAUUCUUGACGAUAAAUGUCAGAUGCUUGAGUAUCGACUUGAACAGUGGCAAAAUGAAACCAGAGAAAAGGAGUCAGAGACUAAAUUUACAAUCCAGGAGUUACGAAAUGAGGUCAGUCGAAUGAAUGUUGCGUUUGACAGCGCCACCAAGCUCAAAGAUGAGGCAACAGAGGGCAAACUCCAGAUAGAGUCAGCGCUUGCCCAACUACACUGCAACAAUCAAGUAAUGGGAGAAAACGCUGAUCAAAUGAUGGAAGAAUUGGAAAGGGUUAAGGCUGUGGAGAAUACACACUUCAAGGAGAAAGAGGACCUAAAAUCAACCCUUGAGGAACUCCAAGAAGAGCAGAUGAAACUCCACAAGGACAAGAAUCGGCUGGAGGAAAUAAUCAAGGAAAUGACAGCAGUUAACGCCAAGCUGGCCGGUCACCAGAACUUAAAGCAGAAGAUCCACUAUCAUCAACAAGUCAAGAAUGAAAACGUCAGCCUUAAAGAGCAACUGGCUAAAAUCCAAAAUAAAAGCAAACUGACGAGGGGAGAGUUGGAGCAGUACAAGAAAACUUUUGGUGAUCUGAAGCUAAACCGCAACGGAAGCAGCUCGGAGACGGACAACGAUUCUUCACCUCUGAAGACAGUCAAGGAGAACCUUGACCCAAGAUUGAUGACAUUGUGAGGAUCGACGUCCACUGAUUUUCAAUGGGUGCGUUCGAUUAGCUUCCCUGGGUCGACCCCGGUCUGCCCCCAGUACGCUUGAAAAGCUUUGACGU